Dracunculus medinensis (Guinea worm) is the source of this 216-nucleotide messenger RNA. The record is from the annotation of a GenBank genome assembly. Lineage: Eukaryota; Metazoa; Nematoda; Chromadorea; Rhabditida; Dracunculidae.
AUGUCGCCAAAUGGCGAAUGCGAAAGCUGUGGUCAGGGUUGGCCACGCUCAUCCAUAAACAGAGUUCGGUUCCCAGUAGCGGAACCAUGGGUUUGUGGCCGUCGUUUGACGAUAGCAAGAAGAGUGAAAAAUGAGAAGUUCGAUUUAUAUGAAAAAUAUCUGGAGGUCGAUCACAUUGUUGCCCUUGAAUUACAACGACACAUAGAUUUUCUUUGA